AUGUCGCGCCGUCUUUUCAAUCGCGGCGGCCGUGCUGCUGCCUCAUCGACCAGCACCUCCACCACUGUCACAGCCCUCCCCGACUACGAGCCACUAUCUUUCCCUCUAUCCGAUACCGCCCGGCAAGAAUUGAUCGAGCUUUCGAACAACCGCGGCGCUGCGCCUUAUGAGAGCCAGCUGAAGGACUCCAUCCGCAACCUUGGCCUUAGCGUAAGCGAUCUGAACGAGCGCCUACGCAGAGGCCAGGAUCGACUGGCUGCAGUCCGUGAGCGUCGUGAGGAGAAGGGCACGGCCAAGACGGCCGAAGAGGAGCGCCUGGAAGAGGAGAUUCCCGAAUUCGAAAAGGAGGUGGAGAGGCUGACGCGAGACUCCGAGCGUGCGCUCAGAGAUACCAUUGACCGAAGAGCCGAGCUAGAGGACGAGGCUAUUGUCUUGGAGGAGCUCAGCACGACCGCCACAACCAACACAAUAGCUCAGACGAGAGGGGCGGCUGCUGCCCAAAGCCGACGACGACAGGCCGCCGGAGCUACCAGCGACGAAGAAGAGGAUGCUGAGAGGCAAGAUGAAGACGAAGAGGGGCCCGUGACGAGCAUCGUCGAUACGUUUCGUGAGCUCCGCGCCAAGAAGAGGGCCGAAUACACAAGCCUUGACGUCCACCGGCGGUACGCUCUGAAUAAUGACUAUGCUGGCUUCAAGAAGCUGUGGCAUGAAGCUGCAGCAGGCGAAGAUGGCCCUCCUCUGCCAGAUGCCUCACGAUGGUUCCUGUCCAAUGGCGAGCCGGACAUGGCAACCCCGAAUCGUGAUGGGCAGAAUAGCACCCGAGAUGAUGACGACGACGACAUAGCUGUCCAGCGGGAAACGAUUAGCAUAAACUGCCCCUUGACUCUCCUUCCAAUGACGGAGCCAUACAGAAGCCGCAAGUGCCCGCAUACUUUUGAAAAGUCUGCCAUUUUGGAUUACCUGACGCCCCGGGGCGAGCACCAAUGCCCCCAGACGGGCUGUUCUCAGAUGUUCUCUCGAGCCCGGUUUGAUCAUGAGUUUUACUUGGACGAGGCAAUGAAGCGAAGAAUCCAACGCUGGAAGCAAGCAGAGCAAAACCGGCGCGAUAUAGAUGACGAAGAUGAAGACGAAGACGAUGCAAACGAGUCGCUUGUUUUUGAGGCAGAGCACCAAACGAGAGGAGGCGGUACAAGAGGACUCAAGAGGGAAGCGAGAUGA
Messenger RNA from Trichoderma aggressivum f. europaeum, 1218 nucleotides. RefSeq lists its product as uncharacterized. The transcript is spliced from 2 exons. Gene Ontology annotation, molecular function: SUMO ligase activity; ubiquitin-protein transferase activity; zinc ion binding. The record is from RefSeq and is a predicted model, not a curated record. Gene Ontology annotation, cellular component: nucleus; Smc5-Smc6 complex. Gene Ontology annotation, biological process: double-strand break repair via homologous recombination; protein ubiquitination; protein sumoylation. Lineage: Eukaryota; Fungi; Ascomycota; Sordariomycetes; Hypocreales; Hypocreaceae. The coding region runs from base 1 to 1218 and encodes 405 amino acids.